CGCUACAGACCCAUAUUUCUAUAUAACUCAAUUUUCAAUUGAAUCAACUCAUUCGUUCUCAAUUCAUUGGGAGGCAAGAAUCCGGAGACUUGUUUCGUAUAAAAAAAUGAUGAGAACUUUAAUAUUUUUAAGUAUUUUCCUCCUGAGCCAUGAAGCAAGUGGUUGGGGGAUGUCCAACAGAAAUAAAUUCAAUUCGCUGAGGUUACCGAAAGAAAAUUUGAAGGAUAUUCAACAAUAUAAUAUCACGCAGGUUUUAGAUCACUUCAAUCAAACCGAUAAAAGAACUUUUAAGCAGCGUUAUUAUGUGAACAAAAACUUCGUGAAUGGAACGUCGAUAAAAACUGUUUUCCUGUUCAUUGAGGGUGAAGGAGAAGAGAACGGGUAUUUCACGCGCGUGGGAUUCAUGGCAGAAUAUGCAGCAGAAAUAAAGGCCCUUUGUUUCUCAUUGGAACACAGAUAUUAUGGAAAAAGUCUUCCUACCGAGAAUAUCACGACGAAAGAUCUGCGAUUUCUAACAAGUCGACAAGCUUUGGCAGAUUUGGCAUUUUUUGUGGAUGCGAUGAAAGUGAAGUACAAUCUUUCGCAAGAUGUCAAAUGGGUAGCAGUCGGAGGUUCUUAUGCUGGCAACUUGGCAGCUUGGCUAAGGCUAAAGUAUCCGCACUUGAUCACGGGUGCUUUGUCUGUGAGUGGGCCAUUAUUGGCUAAGUUAGAAGUUCCAGAAUACCUACAAGUGGUCGCAGAUGACCUAAAAAGAGAGAAUGCAUCUUGCUUGGAAGCAGUUCAACGGGCAUUCGAGCAGCUGAAAGUUGUCCUUUUCAAUUCAACUAGUCAGGAAGAAUUCGAUGAAUUGUUUAAGACAUGUGAUCCUGUGAAGAAUAUUGUCAAAAACCCACUAGAUAUGGAAAACUUGUUUUUCAGUAUUACGUCAUCACUAUCCUACGUAGCCCUAAACGACAAUAACCAAGCCAUGCUCAAUGCAGAUAUGACUAUUCGGUCAGUGUGUGAGAUCAUGAAUGAUGAAAAAAUUGGAUCUGAAAUGGCUCGUUUGGCCGCUGUCAAUAAGCAAGUUAUUGGCGAAGAUUGUUUGGAUUUCAGAUAUGACACUCUCGUAGAAUAUAUUCGAGAAUAUGGCAUAUCAGAUGGAGAGACGCAAUGGACUUACCAAACUUGUACUGAAUUUGGAUAUUAUCGUACUUCAAUAGAGACUUUUGGAAACGAGGUUCAUUUGGAUUACUAUAUUCAACAAUGCAUGGAUUUAUUCGGCCCAAAAUAUAAUAGGGAUUUCGUUCAAAAGGCUGUCGAAAAAACGAAUAAUUUAUAUGGGGGUUUGAACAUCAAUGUGACAAAUGUGGUUUUCGCACAUGGCGUAUCAGAUCCAUAUCAUGUUCUGGGAAUCACGAAAACAAGGAAUGUAGCCUCACCAGCUUUUCUUAUUAAAGGUGUUUCUCACGGUGCAGUCCUGUAUCGGACUUCAGAGAAAGAUCCACCAGAACUAAAGAAAGCCAGAAAAGAAAUAAAACAAAUAAUUGGUUCUUGGUUAAAACUUUAAUUGACUCUUUAAAGUAUAAUGUAUGGUACAUACAUAGUAGUCAUUUGUUUAUUAUAUUUCUGAAGAUAAGAA
Molecule: messenger RNA, 1621 nt
Organism: Leptinotarsa decemlineata (Colorado potato beetle)
Lineage: Eukaryota; Metazoa; Arthropoda; Insecta; Coleoptera; Chrysomelidae
Product: putative serine protease K12H4.7
Biological process (GO): proteolysis
Molecular function (GO): dipeptidyl-peptidase activity; serine-type exopeptidase activity
Source: RefSeq, a predicted model, not a curated record